CAAAGUCUCUCGGUAUUAUGCAUUACACCCAUUCGUAACAACACCGGUUCUGGGAGAUUUUGUUUUCCGUUUAUUUUUUAUCGUCGCAUUAUGUUUUGCCUUCACAUUUGUUUCGUUGGGGACGUUUUUUAUUUUGGUGUUACAUGUGAGACAUACGUAACAAACCGAUGCAAAAAGAACGUGAGCCAACGGAGGAGAGGAGUUAAUAAAUAAAAAAUCAACCAAUUUUAAAUAACAAAUAAAAUGUUUCGCUUUAUACGACAGUUAAGUACAAAAUGUCUGCGCCACAAUAUACAAUCAACAACACAACGGUUAUUCUCCGCACAAAGGCCGGCUGGAGGAAGUGGUCCUGAAUCCAUUAGGAAAAUGAAAGUAAGAUCUACGCUAUACUAUGUCACAGCCGGUGGGGUAUUGAUUGUCGGUUUGAGCUAUGCAGCCGUUCCGCUAUACCGAAUGUUUUGUCAGGCAUACAGUUACGGAGGCACUACAAGUCAGGGUCACGAUGCCGAAAAGGUGGAAACAAUGGAAAAGGUGAAAGAUCGCAUAAUAAAGGUACGCUUCAAUGCUGACGUUGCCUCCUCAAUGCGUUGGAAUUUCCGACCACAACAGUAUGAAAUUAAAGUGGCACCUGGGGAGACUGCUUUAGCUUUUUAUACUGCCAAAAAUCCCACAGAUCAUCCGGUAAUAGGUAUAAGUACCUAUAAUGUGGUGCCCUUUGAGGCGGGAGCCUAUUUCAAUAAGAUACAAUGUUUUUGUUUCGAGGAACAACAAUUAAAUCCACACGAGGAGGUCGACAUGCCUGUGUUUUUCUACAUUGACCCGGAAUAUGUCAAGGAUCCCAAAUUGGAAAAUGUCGAUAGCAUUACAUUGUCGUAUACAUUUUUUGAGGCAAGAGAAGGUUUGAAAUUAAAUUUCCCCGCCUAUGCGAAACCCCAUACAGCGGUAGCGUAAUGUUGUUAUUUGAUAUUGUUGUAAAUAAAAUGAAUUUUUGGACAAAAGAAAUUAGUUAAAUUGAAAAAA
Musca domestica (house fly) is the source of this 1020-nucleotide messenger RNA. RefSeq names its product cytochrome c oxidase assembly protein COX11, mitochondrial (gene Cox11). The transcript has 3 exons. Gene Ontology annotation, molecular function: copper ion binding. Gene Ontology annotation, cellular component: mitochondrial inner membrane. The coding region runs from base 244 to 951 and encodes 235 amino acids. Lineage: Eukaryota; Metazoa; Arthropoda; Insecta; Diptera; Muscidae. The record is from RefSeq and is a predicted model, not a curated record.